AUGGCAUUCAACUUCGGGGCGACGGCGGGCGCGGGUGCCGCCAACCCCACCGCCUCUCCUUCAGGUGCAUUUGGAGGAUUUGGGACAACCACCACCACUGCAGCACCAGCCUUUAGCUUUUCUGCUCCCACCAACACAGGCACCACUGGACUUUUUGGUGCUACUCAGAACAAAGGCUUUGGAUUUGGUACUAGUUUUGGCACAGGAACUGGAACUGGCUUGGGUAGUGGGUUGGGAACAGGGCUGGGCUUUGGAGGCUUUGGUACCCAGCAGCAGCAGACCACACUAGGAAGCAGCUUGUUCAGCCAGCCUGCUCAGACACCUGCCCAGUCCAACCAGCUCAUCAAUACAGCCAGUGCCCUCUCAGCUCCCACACUCUUGGGAGAUGAGAGAGAUGCAAUUUUGGCUAAAUGGAACCAGCUUCAGGCCUUCUGGGGAACAGGCAAAGGCUACUUCAACAACAACAUCGCUCCUGUGGAGUUCACGCAGGAGAACCCCUUCUGCAGGUUUAAGGCUGUGGGUUACAGUUUAAUCCCCAACAACAAGGAUGAAGAUGGCCUCGUGGUUUUGGUCUUUAACAGAAAAGAAGCAGAUAUUCGAAGCCAGCAGCAGCAGCUGGUAGAGUCACUACACAAAAUUCUGGGAGGAAACCAGACCCUGACUGUCAACGUGGAAGGUGUCAAAACCUUGCCAGAUGACCAGACAGAAGUGAUCAUUUACGUGGUCGAGCGCUCGCCCAACGGUACUUCAAGGAGAGUCCCUGCAUCCACCCUCCAUGCCCACUUUGAACAAGCCAACAUCAAAUCAUCCCUGCAGCAGCUGGGGGUCAGCUUCUCCAUGGCCAGGACAGAGCUUUCCCCAGCACAGGCCAAGCAGCUCCUGCAGAACCCUCCUGCUGGUGUUGAUCCUAUUAUAUGGGAACAAGCCAAAGUUGAUAAUCCUGAUCCUGACAAGCUGAUUCCUGUGCCAAUGGUGGGUUUUAAGGAACUGUUAAGAAGAUUGAAGGCCCAAGAUCAGAUGACCAAGCAGCAUCAAACUCGACUGGAUAUAAUAUCAGAAGACAUCAGUGAGCUGCAGAAAAACCAAACAACAACCAUGGCAAAGAUUGCACAGUACAAGAGGAAGCUGAUGGCUCUUUCUCACAGAACAUUACAGGUGUUGAUAAAGCAGGAGAUCCAAAGGAAAAGCGGUUAUGCCAUUCAAGCUGAUGAAGAGCAACUUCGUGUACAGCUGGACACCAUUCAGUGUGAACUUAAUGCACCUACUCAGUUCAAGGGCAGGCUGAAUGAGCUGAUGUCCCAGAUCAGGAUGCAGAACCACUUUGGAACAGUGCGGGCUGAGGAGCGCUAUUACGUAGAUGCAGACCUCUUAAGGGAAAUCAAGCAACAUCUGAAGCAGCAGCAAGAAGGCUUGAGUCACCUCAUUAGCAUAAUAAAGGAUGACUUGGAGGACAUCAAACUUAUAGAACAGGGGCUGAAUGAGAGCAUUCCCAUCAGAGGAGGAGUCUUCAGCUGACCUGGUGGAUGCUGCUGGGCUUACACACAACAAUGGUAGUGGAGUUUGUGGGGUCACCUUCCAAGGCUAAAACUGUUGAGGUAAAAUAAAAGACAGAUCUUCUAAGAGCAAUGGUAUUCUGGCUGUUACCUUUAGA
Molecule: messenger RNA, 1651 nt
Organism: Indicator indicator
Lineage: Eukaryota; Metazoa; Chordata; Aves; Piciformes; Indicatoridae
Gene: NUP54
Product: nucleoporin 54
Exons: 13
Coding region: 1-1515 (504 amino acids)
Biological process (GO): NLS-bearing protein import into nucleus; nuclear pore organization; protein localization to nuclear inner membrane
Cellular component (GO): nuclear pore; nuclear pore central transport channel
Molecular function (GO): structural constituent of nuclear pore
Source: RefSeq, a predicted model, not a curated record